AUGUUGUUGCUUUGUGUUGCAGAGGGCCAAGCCAGCCACCUGAACCUGUUCAACUCGCGGCAGCAGGCGAAGAAGAAGCGGAAGUCGCGCACGGCGUUCACCAACCACCAGAUCUUCGAGCUGGAGAAGCGCUUCCUGUACCAGAAGUACCUGUCUCCAGCGGACCGCGACGAGAUCGCGGGCCAACUCGGCCUGAGCAACGCGCAGGUCAUCACGUGGUUCCAGAACCGGCGCGCCAAGCUCAAGCGCGACAUGGAGGAGCUCAAGAAGGACGCCGGGUCCACCGACGUCUUGACCGCGCACAGGUCCUUCCUGGAGAAGGUCACCGACCUCGGCAUUCUGAAGAAGAAGGCGCCCUCAAGCAGCGCCCCGAUGGCGGCAGCUGCAUCCGCUGUGGGGGUGGCAUCUGGAGUCUGUGGGGGCCGAGGCGACUCGGGUAUCGACAAGUAG
Molecule: messenger RNA, 450 nt
Organism: Schistocerca serialis cubense
Lineage: Eukaryota; Metazoa; Arthropoda; Insecta; Orthoptera; Acrididae
Product: transcription factor LBX2-like
Exons: 1
Coding region: 1-450 (149 amino acids)
Biological process (GO): regulation of DNA-templated transcription
Molecular function (GO): DNA binding; DNA-binding transcription factor activity, RNA polymerase II-specific
Source: RefSeq, a predicted model, not a curated record